CCGCUGCGUCACUCCGCGUCGAACGUCCGUACCGGCUGCCGUGUUUGUUUGUCGCAGUGAAAUCGCGGCGUUUCCACUAGUGUAACAUGAAUUCCUACUGUCUGGACGUUGAGACUUUCAUAGGUGAAGUGAAGAAAUACCCGGAAAUAUGGGACAUUAACAGUGACGACCACAGGUUCAAGAGCAAGAAGCAACAAGCCUGGGCGCAGAUCGCUAGGGUCUUCAUAACUGACUUUGACGAAAUUCCCGAUAUUGAAAAAUAUGAUGUUUAUCGUAAACUGCACGGAAAAUGGCGAAACAUAAGAGACUCAUUCGUGCGUCAUCGUAAAAGAAAAUAUGGUAAAAAGGGCUACGUGUACGCAAAACAUUUGACUUUCCUAAGUAACUUGUAUAAUAAUAAGACCAGUCAAUCGGGAAGCGACGUGGAAUGUGAUAACCAGAGCGACGACGAAGACGCUAAGUUAAAAAGUGGAGGUGCUAAAACCAAAAGGUUCGAUCUGUUAUCUGACUCGACAAUGUGGGCCAGCGACCCAGAAGAUUCGCCCUCCACUAUAGAGAAUUUAAAAAGGAAAAGGACCAGCAAAGAGGAGACUGACAUCGAAUAUGUAGAUACCCCAUUCCCAGACGCAAGCGUUAGUUUUAGUACUCCGGUUGAAGACGAAGAUAGAUCGUUCUUCGAAUCGUUGCUACCUGCAGUUAGGGAGUUUAAUAUGGACCAGAAACUAGAAUUUCGAAGUGAAGUGUUGUGUUUAAUCAAGGGUUUAAGGUCGUCUACAGGUAAAAGGAACUUUAUCAAAUUAGACCCUACUACAGGUGACUUCUCAUAGUGAUAUUUGCUGAUAUUAUCAUUCCAUUUUUUUUACAGUUAAUAAAUGUUUAACAUUUUCAA
Messenger RNA from Helicoverpa zea (corn earworm), 889 nucleotides. RefSeq lists its product as uncharacterized. Bases 87 to 827 code for a protein of 246 amino acids. Gene Ontology annotation, cellular component: transcription regulator complex; nucleus. Gene Ontology annotation, molecular function: DNA binding. The record is from RefSeq and is a predicted model, not a curated record. The transcript is spliced from 2 exons. Lineage: Eukaryota; Metazoa; Arthropoda; Insecta; Lepidoptera; Noctuidae. Gene Ontology annotation, biological process: regulation of transcription by RNA polymerase II.